Labrus mixtus (cuckoo wrasse) is the source of this 5295-nucleotide messenger RNA. RefSeq lists its product as uncharacterized. The coding region runs from base 177 to 4415 and encodes 1412 amino acids. Gene Ontology annotation, biological process: cell-cell junction assembly. The record is from RefSeq and is a predicted model, not a curated record. NCBI's taxonomy places the organism in Eukaryota, Metazoa, Chordata, Actinopteri, Labriformes, Labridae. The transcript has 14 exons.
UCAGUCUGAGCCACCUGUAGCAGGCAGUAAGUGUACACCCCCGGGGGAAAGGCAUCUGUUCAGUUCCGUUAGAUUCACCGCUACACCGAUAGCACACGUUUUUUGUUUUUUUUUACAGGCUGGUCCUCCGUAGACGAACCGUUUUUUUUUACAAAGUCGCACCUAGGACUGGAAACAUGUUUCCAUAUCAUCUGUCUGUCGUAUUUCUGCUGGCUGCUGUCGUCAGUGGAAUGACAACAGCAGAUUUAGUUACACAAACCAGUGUCACCAUUGAUGGGGGGUUGGCCAAUGACACAUCCCCAACUCCUCACUUGACACAAACUGCAAGCUCAAAUCCAAGCAGCAACCCCGCAAUCAGCAGUCAUACAAGUUCACCAGCCUCAACCAAAGUGCACGUCACAACUUCAGUUGCUACAACAACUGUAGAAAAUGUUAUGACAGAAUCCACUAUUGGACCAACCAAUAGAGACACAACUUCCUCCCAACCAAGCACCGAGUCCAUGACAACAGCUGGAGUCCAGAGCCCUGUGACAGAGAUCAGUCACUCCACCACAGGAAGCCCAAAUGCCUCUCCAUCAGCUUCGACCGGUGCUACAACACUGUCCACAGCAGGCCAACAGACAAGCCAACCCACCGACACCAGUGAGACUUCUUAUACAACUCUAGAUCACACACUGACUAGAAAUGACACAACCACAAGUGAGCCAAUGACAAACACCACCAAUGGUAGGACUACAAUACCACAGACCCAGACACAAACCAGCAACAACACAACCACAGUGACACUGAUCUCACAAACAAGCAAUACAACACACACAGGUAAUGAUGCAGGUACAACGGCACCAUUAGCACAAACCAGCCUUGGGAUAACAAUGACAUCUAUCACUCACAAUAGCAACAAGACAACCACAAUGACGGCAACCACUCACACCAACAAAGACACAACUACAAUAACAUCCAUCUCACAAACUAGCAACGAUGCAACUACAAUGAAACCCAUCACACUAACCAGCAAUGACACAACAACAUUGAUACCUUACACGCACACAAACAACAACACAAGUAAAGUGACACUUGUCACACACAGCAGCAGCAGCAACACACAGACGAUGACACCAAACACACACAUUAGCAAAGACACAACCAAAGUGACACUUAUUACGGAAACCAGCAAUGGCACAUCAACAUUGACACCUGACACAAGAACCACACAAGACACAAUUACUAUAACACCCUACACACAAACAAGCAAUGGCACUCCAACAAUACCAUCAUUGACACACACAAACAGUGACACAACUGCAACGACACCUAUCCUACCAACCAGCAAAGAUGCAGCCACAUUGACAGCAGUCACACACACAGGCAAUAACGCAACCACUAUGACACCACAUACACAAACUAUUAAUGUCACAACUUUAGUGACACCAUUCAGUCAAGCCAGUAUUGGCACUACGACAAUGAAACCGAUCACAAGCACAAGCAAUGGUGCAACAACAAUGACACAAACCCCACAAACAAUCAAUGAAACAACUACAAACACACCAGUCACGCACACCAGUAAUGACACAACUACAACACCACCAAUCACACACACAGGCAAUAACACAACCACAAUGACACAAACCACGCAAACUGUAACCAACACACCGACAAUCACGUCAACUGCUCAGACCAACCACAACACCACCUCGUUUACAGCCACAACACCGCUGAGUCCAUCUUCAGUGGUCACACACUCCAGCAACAGCACAACUAUAACAAACUCUGCUAACACCUCUCCUGAGUUUCCUGCAUCCUCCACCACACCUUCAUCCUCCACUGUCACUGGAUCCCCACCUGUUUCACCCACCUCCACCUCAAACUCCAGCUCUCUCCCUCCAAACACCUCCCCAGGCAGUAGCACCGCUUCCCCCACUGGAAAUACCACCACCCUUAUUCCCUCAACAAAUACCCCAAGAGUGACUGGCAACACUGCAGAAACAACUACUACGACUAAGCCAGCUGAAACAUCCUCAUCCAUCACUUCAACCUCCUCCACCACACUAAACUCCACCACCCCUCCAAACUCCGCCACCACACUAAACUCCACCACCCCUCCAACCUCUGCCACAACUCUAAACUCCACCACCCCUCCAACCUCUGCCACAACUCUAAACUCCACCACCCCUCCAACCUCCGCCACCACACUAAACUCCACCACCCCUCCAACCUCCACCACCACCCUAAACUCCACCACCCCUCCAACCUCCUCCACCACUCUAAACUCCACCACCCCUCCAACCUCUGCCACAACUCUAAACUCCACCACCCCUCCAACCUCUGCCACAACUCUAAACUCCACCACCCCUCCAACCUCUGCCACCACUCUAAACUCCACCACCCCUCCAACCUCUGCCACAACUCUAAACUCCACCACCCCUCCAACCUCUGCCACAACUCUAAACUCCACCACCCCUCCAACCUCCGCCACAACUCUAAACUCCACCACCCCUCCAACCUCUGCCACAACUCUAAACUCCACCACCCCUCCAACCUCUGCCACCACUCUAAACUCCACCACCCCUCCAACCUCCACCAACACUCUACACUCCACCACCCCUCCAACCUCCGCCACCACUCUAAACUCCACCACCCCUCCAACCUCCGCCACCACACUAAACUCCACCACCCCUCCAACCUCUGCCACAACUCUAAACUCCACCACCCCUCCAACCUCCGCCACAACUCUAAACUCCACCACCCCUCCAACCUCUGCCUCCACCACCCCUCCAACCUCUGCCUCCACCACCCCUCCAACCUCUGCCACAACUCUAAACUCCACCACCCCUCCAACCUCUGCCACAACUCUAAACUCCACCACCCCUCCAACCUCCGCCACCACUCUAAACUCCACCACCCCUCCAACCUCCGCCACAACUCUAAACUCCACCACCCCUCCAACCUCUGCCUCCACCACCCCUCCAACCUCUGCCUCCACCACCCCUCCAACCUCUGCCACAACUCUAAACUCCACCACCCCUCCAACCUCUGCCACAACUCUAAACUCCACCACCCCUCCAACCUCCGCCACCACUCUAAACUCCACCAUCACUCUUACCUCCACCACCACCACUACUGUACCAACCACCUCUCCAGCCUCCAUCCCCAAUCCAACUUCCCUCACCCCCACAACCUCCUCCACCACUCCAAUUGCGACAACUCCAACCUCCCCCACUACAUCAACCUCCUCCACCAACAGUAUUGAUACCACCAUCACUGUAACCACCCGGAGACCAACAGAUACCACCACCAACAACCCAAUUACAGCAGCCACCUCCAUUCCAACCCUGGGUCCAGUAGUAGUUUGUCCAUCUGUUCCCUGUCCUUUUGGAAGUGUCUGUCUUAAUGGCACCUGCCAGUGUCUCUCUGGUAGCUUCCUGCUGAAUGGCAACUGUGAACCAGCCCAAGUGUUCCCAGGCCAGCUUCAUCUCGUCUCCUUAACAUUUGAUCCAGAAAUGAGCAACAGGUCUUCAACCUUAUUCCAGACUACAGCAGCUCAUAUAUCAUCAGCUCUCAGAGAUGCCUUGAAAAAUGAGCCUGGUUAUAUACGAUCAGAUGUUGUGCGGCUUGAGCAAGGAAGUGUACAAUCAACAUUAAAUAACAUCUUUGAAAAAACCGAAGCCACUCAAGAAUCCAUUGAUGAAUUGAUUAAGGUGGCCAUAGAAAAGUCAGCGGGAUCAAAUGAAUUGUUGACCAAUGCCACAUUUAGAGGAUCAAACUUGUGUGAGCAGGAGCCAUUGCCUUGCGAGGCUGCCACUACAACAUGCACAUAUACAAAAGGAAGGGCUGUUUGUUCCUGUAAAGAGGGCUACAUCUCCAUCAUGUACUCAAACACCAGCUGCAGAGCCUGUCCAAGUGGGCAGAGGGCAGUGGGAGACAAGUGCCAACCGUGCGCGUUUGGAUAUGCUGGCUUUAACUGCAAUGAUUCUGCUCUGCUGGCAGUGGUAGUCAUCUCCUGUGUCCUGGGAGGAGUUCUUCUCAUCAUGGUCCUGGCUUUGCUCCUAUACUUCUGCUGUAGGGGAUGCUUAAAGAGCGAGCCAGACCACAGCAGCAGUCCAUAUCCAUCAGGCGAAGAAAACCAGACCUGGCCCACUGGCAUCACGCCCAUCCCACGGGCCACCACCAACUGGGAUGCAGCUCCGUCUAUAGAGCUGACAGAAGGGGGCAGCACUCGAUCCCUGGUAGACCAAAAGCAUCAGACCAACGGAUUGGGGUUUCAGAUGAAGCAGAACGGAUGGAAAAAGACGGGAUCAUACGAUCUCAACCCGGAUGGAUUGAAGACGUUCAAAGGUAAAAAUCCAUCCCGCUACUCGUAUCUGGUUCAAGGCCAUGAGAACCCCUACUUCCUACCUGGAGAUGACAAGAACAACUGAAAGCAUGAGACCAGUUGGUGAUACAAUCCAUGUAGAAAUGAGAAAUGGAUUACUGAUUUGAAGUUUUAAGGUCUGCAGGCACAUUUCCUGAGCAGGACCAGGUUUUUCAACAUUUUUGAACUCACUUGCAUUAAAGGACAAUCACAAAGGACGAUUUGAACAGGGAGAAAGCCACCAAAGAGAUUCAUUCAUCUUAGCAAAUAUAUUUUAACAGUGAUGUGUGCAUCAUGUCUGCUCUUUUGACAAGAGCUAAGUGGUGCCGAUUACAACCAGAAGGUGUCACUGUUUCUCUCCUGCUGUUUUUUUAAAGGGACAUUUGUGUUUAUUAUGCUUCAAAGAAAUCAUUCUGUAUUCUUUCAAAUGAAGCUUCUCAUGUUGCUCGUUGCACUAAAGUGUGUGUGUUAAGUUUACCGCCAGUUUUAUAUUUAAAUCAAAGGUAAAUUAAAUUUGGGCUUUCUGGGGCUGUUAGAUACUUUUUUAAGAGGUUUGAUUAUUUUUUAAAUGUGUGAUCAUAAAUGACUUAAGGGGCUGGAUCCCUGGGUCAGCAUAUUUUUUAAAAGCACUAAUAAUGUAGCCGAAUACAAACUGUAUUUGUUGAAUCUGUACUUCUACCCCUUUGUGCCUGUUUUCAUUGUCUGCCUGACAGAAAGGGAAACAUGCAUAGCUGGUGAUGAAGCCUCUCCCAGAUGUGCCAAUUACCACUUGUGUAUAUUUCUUUAAAUCUCUGAUAUAUAUUUAUCCUUGUGUGUAUGAGUCAGUGCACUGUUUUAUAAGUGUGUACAGGUUUUCUGAAGAACUCAAGAUCGCUCGCAGCGAAUGUGUGUGCGCAGCAAAUGUUUGUGUGUGUAUGCAAUGGAAAUAAAUUAAUAUAAAAACAAGA